AUGAACAUCGAUGAAGAGGCUGUUCUCGGCCUUCUAUCCAUCGGCCAUCGCUCUCAGGCGACACCGUCCGCCGCGACGUCCUCAGCAACACUCAACUCGAUAUUAACAACUACAGCAUCCUCCGUCAUCCCGGCCAAACGAAAGCACGACGACCACCCAUGUCUGCCUUUUGACCACGAAGAUCGACACAAGUCACCACCAGAGACCCACACCGACUCCAAUGACACCUCAUCAGAGGCCCUCGAUUGUAUAUGCGGGUUUACAGUCGACGAUGGGUUUUCGAUCGCCUGCGACAUUUGUUCGAGGUGGUGCCAUUCUGCGUGCUUCGACAUCGUGCGCGGGUUCGUACCGGAGAAAUUCCUCUGUUGGAAAUGCAAACCUCGUUCGGCAGCGGAGAAGGAGAGAGCGGUGAAGUUUCAGCGGGAAAACUUGGGGUUGGACGAUCCGAAGAGGUUGGGUGGGAAACACAGGAGGACAAGUGUGGCCGCUAUCGAUGGGGGGAAGCGUAAACGGCGACCAUCCGUCGUACAGCCCACUACGCCUCUGGUCGCAGCGCCGCCACAGCCGGUGGAGGAAGAGCACGUCGAGGUCGAGGAGCCGUGGACGCAGGCGUACGUCCACAUCAGCGAGGACAUCAUCACCAACGACGAGACCCGUGCCAAGCUACGACGACAAGCCCACCACUGGAGGGGUGUUACCGCCGUUGCCGACUCCUCUUCACCGCCGCCAACGACCAUCAAGGAGCUGCCGCCGUUGUCGAUCCAGAAUCCCUUUCUGGCUCUCAACUCGAACCCUCACGUCCUACCACCGACUUAUGGGCUACAUACGACCGCCCCAAUCCCCUCCAACAACCUCAUAACCCCCUACAAAUCGUCGAUUGCCCCCUCAGCCCAGUACUUAUCCGACCCACUGAAUGCCUACGCUCACCUAGGGAUGCCGAAGCCUUUCGUACACCUUAUCGGACCACCUCUCGACGUGGCAUUAGAUUCUCGUCUCGCAGGGAACCACGGGCGAUUCGUGAGGAGUGGAUGUCGUCCCAACGCGGUCCUACGCCCGGUGCUGUGCGAGAGGGACAAGAAUAAGCCGGCGCCGGUUUCGAACACCCCCAGACCGUUCGACCCACCAGCAGAGCGAGAAGAGGACGAAACCACGCUCGGAUUCGGCGUCUUUGCGUUGCGCGACCUUAAGGCGGAUGAGGAGAUCGUGUUAGGUUGGGAAUGGGACGAUGGCAAUGCCGUUCACAGCCUACCUGCGUUAUUGAAGGCACCUCACGCUUUUCCUCCUCGUUCGCCUCCUACCACCAUCAACCCUUCUGCCCACGACUGCGACGACCAUAAAACCGAGUACAGUCCGAAUGAAAUCACCCACCUCCGCAACCAGAUGUCGAACAUCCUCCACGCCCUCUCCUCGACGUUUACGACCUGCGCCUGCGGAGCACGAGCACGCGAUUGUGCCCUGACGCAAAUGGCCGCCUUCGUCGAUGGUCAAUCACAGCUGUUAACACCUCGGAAUCACCAUGGAGUGACCCACGACGACGAGCAGGAAAAGGACGUUGACCUUGGCCCUCUUGUAGGCCGAAAGCGUGGUUUCAAGACGCGAGAGCGGAUACCCUUCAGCGGAGGAAUGGGCGGGAUGGAGAUGGUGCCGCCGGAGCAGGACAAUGAGAGUCGAGGGCGGAAGAAGAUGACGCUGAACGGGUACCAGGUCAACGCUACUGCGGGCCCUAGCGGUCUCAAACCAGCGUUUUCGAUAGAUAGAGAUCACCGCAAGGAUCUACCACCGCCUUUACCCAGCUUUGCGCUGUCGCCAUCAUCACCGAGUCCGUCGAGAAGGAAGGGCAAGGCGAAGGCGGUCGAUACGGAUGGUGAUGUCCAGAUGGAAGAUGGAUGGUCAGGACGGUCAGGGAAGAGGAGUGGUUCAGUCGAUGGGCAAGCCCAGCGAUCGGACCCCUCCAAUCCGUUAUCGCGUCUGCUCCAUCCAGACGAUCAGCCCAUUGAAACUCGUACACAUCACUCCUCCGAACUCCGACCACCGGACCCAGGACUACAACCUUCCAAUGACACGAAAGAUGGGCGGUCAACGUCUCUGGCGCCCGAUUUCGAUGUAGAGCCACCUCCAGCGACGGAAGAUCGGAUGCCGCCCAAGAUGAGGAAGAAGUGGAUGCAUCGGGAGGUCGAGGCGAUGAAGGGGAUGGGAUCGCCUGGUAGCGCCGAUAGCCCAGGCGAAAGCGGGCAUACGAACGGCUUCGGGCAUGGAUAUGGAGGAUCGAGCGGGAAGUUGGGAUUGGGCAUUCGAUUCGGGUCCGAGGGCGUUGAGCACGACGAACACAAGCUUAUGCCGCCGCCACCUAUGCCCGCCUCCUUGGAUCCAACGACAAUAUCCUCGACGGAUGCUGCCGGCGUUCCGAGCCCACAACCUCGUUAUCACAACUUACCUCAUCUCAACGCAAACUCAAACCAUCGACUACCCACAUCCACACCCUCGCCUUCCAUACCCACCUUUACACCCGCAACUGCCACUCUACCGCCUUCAACCUCUUCUCCGGCCCAAUUUUCGCCUUCUCCACUAACAUCGUUCGCCAAUCUCUCGUUACUCAGUCCUGCGCUCCUCAACCAAGUUCAGCAGAACCAACAAGGUGGUGGCUCGCCCUCUUUUCCAUUUCCACCUCUAUCGAGGAAGGUCGAGGAGGGCGAGAAGAAGGUCUUCAAGCCGAAGAUCUGGGGUCCUCUGAAGGCUGCGUUGCCUCCGUUGUCGUCAGCUCCUUCUCUCCGACCCUCUUCGCCUGUCUCUUCUGCGUUGAAGACGUCAUCUUCUGCGAAGGAUGUCGUGCGUCAGCCUUCGCCGUCGACUUUGGCACAACCGCCACAACAUGAAGAGGAGGAGGAUGUGAAGAUGGUCGACGGAACGUCGCCGCGAAGUCCAGCGUCCACCAAGGUUCCUCUCCGACCAAAAUCACCCUCUCAGGACCCAGAUUCGGUGGCAUCAACUCCGCCCUCGCGGAACGACGAACCUCUACCACCAGUGGGCGACUUCGUAGCUGAGGAAUCGAAGGUUGCAAGGCUGAAGGACGAAGAUUCUCAUAUGUCUGGCGUAGACGAUCCCAAGGAGAAGGCAGUCGAAGAACCCCCUUCAAUGCCCACAUCCACCCCUCCACACACCCUCGCCAGCCGAUCGCGAAUUUCAACACCAUCGGCGACCACUCCACCUCCUCGCCAUCGUUCGAAGACGCCGCCAAGGUCCUUAUCGCCCGCACCGAUGGAUCAAGACGAUUCUUCCGCCGAUCUCGACUGGGCGAACGACACGAUCAAGCAGUCGCCCAAAAUAUCACCCGACUCGCCGCCACCAGUACCGAGCUCGCCUUCGCGGUCGUCUGGGGCUGACGAGGAAGAGAAUGCGAGUCCGCCGCCUAUGACGGGUAGUACGGAAGCUGCGAUGGAGGUGCAGAGGGCGGAGGAGAGGGAGGAGGACCACGAGAUGGCACCGCCACCUUCUGAGGCUCUGAAACAGGGUGUGCAGGUCGAUACGAUUACGAUCGUCGUCGAGCCUGCCCCUGCUCCUCCGUUGGCCUCCUCUGAGCUCGCUACAUCGUCUCCAGUACCACCAUCUGCACCAACACCCUCUCUGCUCGCACCACCUGCCCCUCCUUCCGAACCUACGCUCCUGACAUCGCCAACAUCUUCCAUAGAGGCACCACCUUCGCCCAAAACUCCGUCUGUAUUUGUACCCGAACCUGCGCCAGCACCAGCACCUCCAGCCCGCCAACCGUCGCCACCUCCACCUCCAAAGGUCAAGAUGUCCUUACGCGACUUUGCUGCUCGACGGAAGAAGCUGAAGGAGGAGGCUGAGCUCUCGAAGAGCAUACAGGCCUCGCCUAUGAGUGCCACGUCGGUGCUGGCUGCUACGCCGUCUCCGAUGAUCCCAAACGUGGUGUUGGCGGAGGAGUCGAAGGAUAAGGAGAAGGUCGCGUUGGAGAAGGAGAAGAGCGCGUUAGAAAAGGAGAAGGAGACGAAGGAGGCGGUCGAGGUCGGCUCUGCGAUGAUUGGGGUGGAGACGAAGGCGGAAGAGCGGGUCGUUGCCGUGGAGAAGAAGGAUGAGGCGAAGGUUGCUGUUGUGGUUGAGGUGUCGAAGGACGAUCGACCGAUUCUCGGAGGCUUGAAGGAGGCGAGAAAUGGGCUGAACGUACCCGCCAUUACUCCAUCGACGACAAAACCCAUAACGAACGGCCCUCUUUUUACGUAUCCAUCGAUUCUGGUCAACGGACCGAAGGUUGAACCAUCGACUUUCGACAACGUUGCGUCGUUCAUGCCCUCCUCUCCCAUUGGCCCUCACAUACCCAUUCCUCACGUCAAUGGCCACUCCUCUAUCUCUCGUUCUCCUUCCGAAACCUUCAUCCACUCGCCAUCCACUCGCGGAUUCAUGUCAUCGCCGUCCGUCAUCGGCUCGCCCCUCAUCGAUACCCACAAGACGAAGCAAGAGCUCGUCGAGCACCAUAUACCCCCACUUUCCACUUCUCCAGCACCUCCGUACCUUUCUUCUGCUCUUCUUCGUCGUCCGAGCAUCAACGACCGCUCGAUCUCGCCGAUCAGCCCCGAUCCUGGUCUUUCGUCUUCGUCGUUGUUCUCAACUCGCAUCCCACACGAGGAGGAUGGCGAAAUUGGCGAAGGUUCGCCACCAACAUCCCGACAUCCUCUUCCUUCGAAACGCGACUUUUCCUUCCCUCCUCGCUCGAGCAUUCCAACCUGGAUGAAGUCCCAUACACCUCCAACUGGGCCCAGAUCAUCCAACGCCGCAUCAACUUCACCAACGCCACCCUUUCCUCGACCAGCUUUCGCCUCUUCACAGCCGCCAUCAUCGAACUCUCUUCCUCCAGGACCCUUGCCCGCUAACGCAUCCGCUCCACCUUCAAAUAGCAACACCGCGAACAUCAAUCGACCUAUGCCACCCAGCGCCCCGCGCGCACUCCGUCAAUCGAUGGCGUCGAAUCGCCCGCCAGUUGGCCUGCCGGCUCAUUCGUCCUCGACAUCCCAGUCGCAUGGCCCUCAUCCGUACGGACAACGAGACCCUAGGAACAUCCCUCGAGGACCGUUGUCUGAUCGUGAUAACCGAGACAGGGACUGGGAUCAUCGUUCGUAUCGUGGUCCGCCACGGAGAGGAGGGUGGGGCAGAUAA
Messenger RNA from Cyclocybe aegerita, 5169 nucleotides. The record is from the annotation of a GenBank genome assembly. NCBI's taxonomy places the organism in Eukaryota, Fungi, Basidiomycota, Agaricomycetes, Agaricales, Hemipholiotaceae.